Messenger RNA from Mya arenaria, 1303 nucleotides. RefSeq names its product centrosomal protein of 290 kDa-like. NCBI's taxonomy places the organism in Eukaryota, Metazoa, Mollusca, Bivalvia, Myida, Myidae. The transcript is spliced from 7 exons. The coding region runs from base 81 to 833 and encodes 250 amino acids. The record is from RefSeq and is a predicted model, not a curated record.
CCGAUUGUGAUGUUUUUUACAGGACCGCUUCAAGCGUAGACAACAUUUUUGGCUUAAUUUUAAGAUUUUCUUGUCUUGAAAUGGCAUAUCCAGACAUACACACUUGCAUGAGGUUGACCUCUGAGAAUGAGGAGCUACGUAUGAAGCUGGUCAAGGUAAAGCACCAGCGUGAUGACGCGGUUAGUGAAUUACGACAACUCAAGGAGGCCAACAAAGUCCAUGAGCUGCUCCGCAACUAUGUCACCACCAGAGACAUCUAUGUGCAGACAGAGGGUAGAUUGAGUUACCCCCCUUUGAACCGACCCGCCAAGAAAACAGGAGAAGAAAAUGAGGAGAAGAAAUCAUCCACGCUGCUGUCGAUGCAUUCAUCCCUGAUGAAGCGCUAUGAGAAGGAGGUGAAACAGAACAUGACACACAUCGAGACCAUCACCAACCUCAAUCUGGGCAUGAUAGAGUUGGAGAGAAAGUUGAAGGAGCGUACAGAGGAGGUGACGAAGCUAGAACGUGAAGUGAAGAUGCUGCAGAUACAGUCCAAGUCACAUGCUCGACGUCGCGACACCAACAGGGGGCGCUCUCCAGACAUGUCAGGUGAUGAGGAUGACGUGUCAAAGAUUAGGAAGGAGAACAGGAAGUUACGGAAGGAUCUGGACCGCCUCAAACAAGAAAUCAGUGGUCUUGAUCAUGGUUUUUUCGAGGAGAUAGAGGACAUUAAGUUUGCCCUGCAGCAGUCCGCCAAACUGAACAAGGUGUACGAGAAGACAUUACGGAAAUUAUGCAUGCAAUUUGGUGUUCCCUACCCCAACCCAGAACUGGCCAUACAGGGACACAGCUAGCAGCAGGAAGGGAACCAAGAGACAAGUGGGACUCACCUCUAACUCUACUGGGACUCAGUGGUCUGCUGUCACAAGUUAAAAGCAUUCUGUGAUAUGUCCAUUAACAAUUCAGAAAUUGUGUGGUUAUGAUUCAACAGCGUUAUAAAAUGCUUAUUUGUAGUAGAAUAUGUUGAAACUAGUACAUUUACUAUGCAAGAAGCGUAUAGAAGGUAUUUUAGUUGAGGUAAUCAUAAUGCCUAAAAGUUUAGUGUCUGGGCCCUGUGUAAAAUUUGGGUUAGUAGACUACAACUGUAGACGUUUAGGCAGUAUACUAUGCCAGCCAAUCAUACAAUUGUCUGGCAUUACAUGUAUUAUGUUUGAUGUUCACAUUUUUCAUGCAUCCAUUUUGUGUUAUUUAUUUAUGUAAAUUAUAUAUUUUACCUUUACCAUUAGAUUGUGAUACUUCUGUUAAUAAAUGCUAUGUUAUUUAA